AUGGCGCGCGCACCUCCUACUCUUCCCAUCAUUAUCGUGGGUGCUGGCAUGGUCGGCCUUACCCUGGCUCAAGCCCUUAGAAAAGCAAGCAUUCCGUACGAGGUCUACGAGCGCGAUACUUCGUAUGAUACAGAGAAAGGCCGUGGAUGGGCUUUGACUGUCCAUUGGGCCCUUAGGGCGCUUGAAGAAUGCCUUCCAGCAGAGAUUUUCCACCGCCUCCAGUCCAUCCAAGUCGAUCCUACUCUUGAUGAUAGCCGGCGCUUUUGCUUUAUUGAUUUGGCAACCGGAGCGCCGAAAUAUGUCAUUCCUCCAACAAAGCGUCACCGCGUCAACCGCCGCUUGCUUGGGAACCUACUCGGUGAGGGCAUCGACAUCACUUACAGCAAGAGCAUGUCUGGGUUCGAUGUGAAAGGCGACGAGGUUGAAGUCACAUUCGCCGACGGAACCUCUACAAAGGGAUGCAUGCUAGUUAGCACCGAGGGGCGAAAUAGCAAGACUCGCCGUCUCCUACUCGGCGAGAGGCUGGGAGGUCUUAACCCCCUGCCAGUUUGCAGUAUCGGCGCAACGAUAACCAUGACCCCAGAGCAAUUCGCCCCAAUUAUCACUAUUGAUCCUCUUCUCUUUCAAGGAACUCACCCAGAGACAGGCGUGUAUAUGUGGUUCUCUCUUGUCUCUAGUCCAACAAUCAACGGUAGUCUUGGGACAGAACAUCCGUUCUAUGAGGGCCAGCUGAUCCAAUCUUGGCUAAACAAGAGUGAAGCCGACAAGGUUCCGGAAACAGACGCAGAGCGCCUUGCAAUCUUUAAACGCAAUGCACAGAAUUUCGACCCUCGGCUCCGCGAUGCGGUCCUGUCCAUGCCGGAAGAUACGAAAGUAUUGCACAUUAAACUGGUUGACUGGGUCCCAAUACCAUGGGAUAAUCAUAAUGGGCAUGUCACAAUCGCUGGUGACGGUGCUCACGCGAUGACAUCCUACCGAGGAGAGGCUUUCAACCACGGUGUUGCAGAUGCCGCGGUGCUUAGCAAGAAUUUAAUUUCUGCUUGGCAUUCUGCUGAUUCGGGUAACACAAUAAAAAAUGCGGUGGAUGCGUAUGAGAAAGAGAUGCGCGCCCGUACCUCUGAUGCUGUGUUACUCAGUACACAGGCUUGUUUGGAGGCGCAUGAUCUCAACGCAUUACAGCCAGACAGCCCGUGUGUGAGCAAGAGGGCGCAGGUUGCCAAGGAAGCUAGAGAGGCGAGAGCGCAGGCUCGACUAGAAAUGGCGGUUUCAAUUUGA
This is a messenger RNA of Penicillium soppii, 1275 nucleotides long. RefSeq names its product FAD-dependent oxidoreductase. Gene Ontology annotation, molecular function: FAD binding. The record is from RefSeq and is a predicted model, not a curated record. NCBI's taxonomy places the organism in Eukaryota, Fungi, Ascomycota, Eurotiomycetes, Eurotiales, Aspergillaceae. The transcript has a single exon. Bases 1 to 1275 code for a protein of 424 amino acids.